Messenger RNA from Populus euphratica (Euphrates poplar), 1625 nucleotides. Its product is annotated as serine/threonine-protein phosphatase PP1 isozyme 2-like. Bases 369 to 1379 code for a protein of 336 amino acids. Lineage: Eukaryota; Viridiplantae; Streptophyta; Magnoliopsida; Malpighiales; Salicaceae. Gene Ontology annotation, molecular function: protein serine/threonine phosphatase activity. The record is from RefSeq and is a predicted model, not a curated record. Gene Ontology annotation, cellular component: nucleus; cytoplasm. The transcript is spliced from 4 exons.
AAAACACUGCGUCUCAAUCCCAAUGACAAGAUUUUCCCCCCUAUGAAAUUUACCGGACACUCGCUGCCUUCUCCCAUCAGUCUAGGUCAGCCCAUUUCUCUCUAUCGCUCCACAAAUCUCCGUCCAAAAGACUCAAAUUCUCCCUACUCCAUAUAAACGACACCCUUCUAUUGAUAAAACGUCACCGUCCACCAUUCCUGGCCAUCCCCCAAAGACAAUCAUGCAAUUAUGCCUAUACUCUCUAUCCCCUCCAUCUCCUCCUUCCUUCUCUCCAUCUCUCAAGAAUCACAACCAUUGACUUUUUGGCGUCAAAAUCUUGAUUCGUAGUGGAAAAGAGUACCUUUUUUUUUUCGAGAAAAGAAGAAAAGAUGGAGCAAGCAGUUCUUGAUGAUAUAAUCGAGAGGUUAUUAGAGGUUAGAGGGAAACCUGGGAAGCAAGUUCAGUUAUCAGAGUCAGAGAUCCGGCAACUUUGUGUGGUGUCUAGAGAGAUUUUCUUGCGCCAGCCUAAUUUGUUGGAGCUUGAAGCACCCAUCAAGAUUUGUGGUGAUAUCCAUGGUCAAUAUUCUGAUCUUCUAAGGCUAUUUGAAUAUGGUGGUUUCCCUCCAGAAGCAAACUACCUAUUUUUGGGGGACUAUGUGGAUCGAGGCAAGCAAAGCCUGGAGACAAUAUGUCUUCUCCUUGCUUAUAAGAUAAAAUAUCCAGAAAACUUUUUCCUCUUGAGGGGAAACCAUGAAUGUGCUUCAAUAAACCGCAUAUAUGGUUUUUAUGAUGAGUGUAAGAGAAGGUUUAAUGUUAGGAUAUGGAAGGCAUUUAUUGAUUGUUUUAAUUGCCUACCUCUGGCUGCACUAAUUGAUGAGAAGAUUCUCUGCAUGCAUGGUGGAUUGUCUCCGGAGCUAAAUAAUUUGGAACAGAUUCGAAACUUACAGCGCCCAACUGAUGUACCUGACUCAGGUUUACUCUGUGAUCUUCUCUGGUCAGAUCCUAGUAAAGAUGUUCAGGGUUGGGGGAUGAAUGACAGGGGAGUUUCAUACACAUUUGGUCCUGACAAGGUGGCAGAGUUUCUUCAGAAGCAGGAUUUGGAUCUCAUUUGCCGUGCCCACCAGGUUGUGGAGGAUGGAUACGAGUUCUUUGCCAACCGACAACUCGUAACUAUAUUUUCAGCGCCUAAUUACUGCGGGGAGUUUGAUAAUGCUGGUGCUAUGAUGAGUGUGGAUGAGACUUUAAUGUGCUCUUUCCAAAUAUUAAAGCCUGCUGAUAAGAAAUCAAAUUUUAAUCCUGGAAACUCUUCAACCAGAGUAGGUGUUUUUGGGAGCACCAUUACAGCCAAGCCUGGAAACUCUCCUCCAGGAGUCAAGUCCUUCCUUGGCACAAACGUAUGACUAUUGGAUUUCCACGUAGAGAUCAAGCUUAGUUGGAUCAAGAACACUCCGAGAUUCAAGGUCCAUUUAAUUUCCUUACUGUAUGCUGAAAAUGUAUAAAUUGGAGGGGGUGAGGGUGGGGAGUUAGAAUCUGAUGCAAAGAUUUUGCUUUCCUUAUGUAAAGUUGGGUUUGAAGAUAGAAGGCUGAGGUCUCCUCUUCUUGAUUGUACACUAAUAGCUGCUAGAAUUGCUGCUAUGGAUUGUUUC